Molecule: messenger RNA, 1536 nt
Organism: Dovyalis caffra
Lineage: Eukaryota; Viridiplantae; Streptophyta; Magnoliopsida; Malpighiales; Salicaceae
Source: the annotation of a GenBank genome assembly
AUGUUUGUACCUCAAACAAUGACCGAGAUGUGGGCAACAAUGGGUUCAACCAUUGCCAGUUUCAUGUUCAUUUCGGCUAUUAUCCGGCAAUACUGCCCGUACGAGCUUCGCCUCUACUUUGGCAAGUAUACAAAAUUAAUCAUGAGCUUUUUCUAUCCUUACAUUAAGAUAUCAAUCCAUGAGUACACCGGAGAUCGCCUCAAGAGAAGCGAAGCCUAUGCUGCUGUGGAGGCAUAUCUUAGCAUUAACUCAUCCAAGUGCGCUAAGAGACUUAAGGCAGAGAUGGCAAAAGAUUGCAGCAAGCUGGUGCUUAGUAUGGAUGAGUAUGAGAGAGUGAAAGAUGAAUUUAAGGGUAUCAAAGUUUGGUGGGUUUCAAGCAAAGUGAUGCCGCCAUCACAAUCCAUGUAUCCUCAGCAAGAAAGAAGGUUUUAUAGGCUCACGUUUCAUAAGCGGCACAGGGAAAUCAUAACCGAGGAGUACUUGAAGCAUGUGAUGCAGCAAGGGAAAGACAUUAGGUUGAAAAAUAGACAGAGGAAGCUUUACACCAACGGUUCUGCAAACAAGUGGCAAAUCUACAAGCAGACCGGGUGGAGCCAUAUAGUGUUUGAGCAUCCUGCCACAUUCCAGACGUUAGCCAUGGAGCCUGCAAAGAAGCAGGAGAUUAUAGAAGAUCUGGUGACUUUUAGCAAAAGCAAGGAUUUCUAUGCCAGAAUUGGAAAGGCGUGGAAAAGAGGAUAUCUUCUUUACGGUCCACCAGGAACCGGAAAGUCUACCAUGAUUGCUGCAAUGGCUAACUUGUUAAACUACGAUGUUUAUGAUCUUGAGCUCACUGCUGUGAGAGACAAUACCGAGCUAAGGAAGCUUUUGAUUGAGACCACUAGUAAAUCCAUCAUAGUGAUCGAAGACAUUGAUUGCUCGCUUGAUCUGACUGGCCAAAGGAAUAAGAAAGACGAGAAAUCUCCAGAUGAGGACAAGAAGAAGUCGGAGAAAGAAACUCGCAAAGAACAUAAAGAAGAGACUAGCAGCAGAGUGACACUUUCAGGGUUGUUGAAUUUCAUUGAUGGGAUAUGGUCUGCUUGUGGAGGGGAGAGGCUUGUUGUGUUCACUACAAAUUACGUGGAGAAGCUGGAUCCUGCGCUGAUAAGAAGGGGAAGAAUGGACAAGCAUAUUGAGCUCUCUUACUGCAGUUUUGAGGCAUUCAAGGUGCUUUCAAGUAAUUACCUGACACUUGAAGCGCAUCCUUUGUUUGAUAAAAUUGAAAGCUUAAUGAAGGAGACCAAGAUCACACCAGCAGAUGUUGCAGAGAACCUCAUGCCCAAGUCCCCAUUGGAUGAUGCAGAGAAGCGUCUCUCGCACUUAAUUCAAGCUCUUGAGGAAGCAAAAGCAGCAGCAGAGGCUACAGAAAAAGCUGAGAAAGAAGCAUCCAGAAUAAACGCUCAAGCUGAUGAGGCUACCAAGCCAGCAGAGGGCUCUGCCAAGGAAGAUGCUGCCCAGCCACAAGAAAAUAGUCACUUCAAAAGCCAAAUUGCGCAUUAG